This is a messenger RNA of Syngnathus typhle (broad-nosed pipefish), 4776 nucleotides long. It is a transcript of the gene znf407, whose product is annotated as zinc finger protein 407. The coding region runs from base 1 to 4245 and encodes 1414 amino acids. Lineage: Eukaryota; Metazoa; Chordata; Actinopteri; Syngnathiformes; Syngnathidae. Gene Ontology annotation, biological process: regulation of gene expression. The transcript has 9 exons. The record is from RefSeq and is a predicted model, not a curated record. Gene Ontology annotation, molecular function: zinc ion binding; nucleic acid binding. Gene Ontology annotation, cellular component: nucleus.
AUGCCAAAAAGGGGUUGCCAAGAUGUGAAAAGAUAUGAUGAACAACCCAACUCACCCAAAAAGAUUAUGAAGCCUGAAAAAGAAAAUGAAGGACCCACUCAAUGUCUGCAGGCAUCCAAUGAGAAUGAAGAUGUGAGUACUCGUUGCUCUGUUUGUGACUUCUCAGCAAAAUGCCCUAGAUCACUGAAGAUUCACUAUUCAAGGAAACAUAAAAAAAGCACAGAUAAAGCUGCAAAACCUGCUGAGGACAAGCAAACUAAUUCCGAUGAUAGCCCAGGUGACGUUCAUAAAGAGACGGACAUGGAGACUGAAAGUUCUGCUGAGUCAAAUCCAGGGCCAGGACCUGAUGGUGUGGGAUCUGUUCCCUCCCAUGAAGAUUGCAAUAAAGUUGUAAUACCAGACACGCAGGCAAAACAAGACCAAUCUGUAUCCAAUCAAGAGAGAAGAGUGAGCAAAAGAACACCAAAACCCAAGAUUAUCUAUUCAUGCAACUAUUGUGGACUUGAAUUUCGGGACAAAUCUCCUCUUGACGUUCAUGUCAACCGUUACCACAGCAAAGACAGCCCGCGCACACUUGAUGCUGAAGAGGACAUGGAGGAAGAAGACAAUGCUGAGGACACUGCAAGUCCUUUCAAGAUAACCCCUGAGCAAGUGGACCCAAAAGAUACAGGAAACAGAUUUAAAAUAAAGUGUGCAAACUGCGAUUUAAGGGUUUCCACACUUUCCUUCUUGGAGAGUCAUGCUCGCACGAAGCAUCCAGGCCUGGAUGGGUUCCGCUGUAAAUUAUGUAACUUCUUUUCUGCUACAUCUGAAUGGAUGGACAGACACCUCAUCUCAGAUAUUCACAAGCAACAUCAGAGCACGCAGGAUAGUGAUUCGCAUUCCUCCGCUGAUUGCGUUGAAAAGGUAUCCAAAGGAGAUUGGGGUACAGAUGACAUCGAUGGUGUAGCUCAGGGAAUUCAAGAGGAACUGGAGGCUGCUAAAGUGGUGGUGGAUGAGGAAGACUUGGAAUUUGAGCCUCCAAAACCUAAACGAGGGAGACCAAAACAAGUGUCUUCGACCAAAUGCGGUUAUUGUGGCUUGGUCGUGUCUAAUGCUACCAACCUCAGCGUCCAUGUCCGGCGCAAACACAGCAAAGAGUAUGUUUACAAGUGUACUCUGUGCUGCUAUAGCUGUGUGACCAAAGGAGACAUUGAUCGCCAUUGUAUCACUAAAAAACACAGGAAACGUGUGCAGCAGAGUGAAAAUAGCAGCCUUGCUCAAAUUCAUGUCGAGCCUUCACCACAGGAACUUACAGAUACACAAUCCCCGGAAUCAAAUAAAGCUUCGGAGAGCAGAGAUGCGCAACAGGAAUCACAAGGCUCCAAAAAACACAGUGAAGAAGAGUUGUACACGUGUCCAGUCGAAGGAGAAGACGACUCUGUCGCUUGCAGUCACUGCAAUUUUAUAGCCUGCUCAGUCUCCUCCCUCAAUCUUCACGUGAAACGAAAGCACACGAGAGACUUUGAGUACGUGUGUUUGGCAUGCAGAUACUAUGCUGUAACAAGCGAGGAAAUGUCUCGCCAUGCCAGUACAGAGAGACAUAAGCAGCGAAGCAAGACAUUCCUGGAACUACAAGAGCGUGGUGGCCAAAAAUCAUUGCCGACCCCCGAAGAAGGGAACGAGAUUAUCGAUCACAGCAGUGCGACGGUUCAUCCUCAAUCUGAACCUUUAAUGCUCCCAGACAAUCCAAAACUAAAUUCAGUAGAAAGCCCAAAAGAAACAAAACAGGCAUCUUCCGUACUUGUCGAUCACGUUGAUGGUGUGGUCGAGUUAGCUGGCAAAGCAAAGGAAAAGGAACCAGAGAGCAUGGAAUCGUCAUGUGGUGAUGAUUGUUCAGGAGGGAAAACGGCACAGUCUGAAGAUAUGGUCCAAGCAGAAAUUGAAGUUGAAGUGGAAAGAUCUCCACCGCAAGAAAUUCAAGAAGAAGAUGACAAAGAAGGUACCAACCUAGAAACAAGCAGUGCUUCACUUCCAAAGAUGUCCGCCUCCCGACCUUUUGAUACCUGCAUUAUGUCCAUAAAGGCCCUCGAUGAACAGGGGCAGCCAUUGCUGGAGGGCGUUGCUCUCGAAGGCGCGGACGCUGUUAAAGGCUUGACAGGAGAAGCACCAGUGCCCUCUGGGCUCUUGCCCCAUUAUGUCAAAAAGCUUCAGCACAAGCAAGCGAUCGUUGAAGCCAAAGUGAGAAGCACCCGGAUUCGCUGCGACGACUGCGGCUUUUUGGCGGAUGGUCUCAGCGGCCUCAAUGUGCAUAUCUCCAUGAAGCACCCAACUAAGGAUAAACAUUUUCACUGCAUGGUGUGUGGCAAGUCAUUCUACACUGAGAGCAACCUGCAUCAACACCUGGCCAGCGCUUCCCACAUCCGAAAUGAGCAAAACAGCGUGGAUGAAGGUCUCGACGGCAGAGCGUGCUUCAAGUGUGUCAAAUGCACAGAUCGCUUUGAAACGGAACAAGAGCUGUUCAUUCACAUCAAGGAAAAACAUGAUGAGUUGCUGAGACAAGUAAAUAAGUAUGUGAUCGAGGACACAGAACAGAUCAAUCGUGAGCGGGAGGAGCACCAAGGCAACAAGUGCAAGUACUGUGGCAAGGUGUGCAAGAGCAGCAAUUCCAUGGCCUUCCUGGCACACAUUCGCACACAUACUGGAUCAAAGCCCUUUCUUUGUAAAAUCUGCCAUUUUGCAACAGCUCAAUUGGGAGAUGCCAGAAACCAUGUGAAAAGGCAUCUUGGCAUGAGGGAGUACAGAUGCGACAUCUGUGGAUGGGCCUUUGUGAUGAAGAAACACCUCAGCACCCACCUACUUGGCAAACAUGGAAUCGGCCAACGUAAAGAGAGGAAGUUCGAGUGCAAGUUGUGUGAGCGCUCCUUCAGUGAAAAAUGGGCACUAAACAACCACCUGAAACUGCACAGUGGGGAGAAACCUUAUAAGUGUUCCUGGCCGUCCUGCCACUACGCCUUCCUCAACCUGUCAGCAAUGAAAGACCAUUACCGCACACACACUGGUGAAAAGACUUUCCUAUGUGACCUGUGCGGUUUUGCUGGAGGCACACGACACGCUCUCACCAAACACAGACGGCAGCACACAGGAGAGAGACCCUUCAAAUGUAAACUUUGCAGCUUCGCUUCUACCACGCAGUCCCACCUGUCAAGACACAGUCGGGUUCACACUGGGGAGAAACCAUACCGUUGCCCCUGGUGCGAAUACAGAUCCAACUGUGCUGAAAACAUUCGAAAGCACAUCCUCCAUACGGGAAAACAUGAGGGGGUGAAGAUGUACAACUGUCCAAAAUGUGACCACGGCACCAACUCUCCGACAGAGUUCCGCAACCACCUGAAGGAAAGCCACCCCGAUAUUGAGAAUCCAGACCUUGCUUACCUCCAUGCAGGUAUCGUGUCCAAAGCUUUUGAGUGCCGUCUUAAAGGCCAGGGAGCAUCUUUUGUGGAGACGGAGAUUGUAGAGUCUUCUGUAGAGAGGAAGCUCAGUGAUGAAGGAGCUGUCCAGCAGGUCAUCAUCAUCCAAGGCUACGGCGAUGGAGAGGUGGGCGUCGAGCAAACCCUGGAGGAGUCUGCUGCCGCCACCCUGCAGACUCUGGCUAUGGCAGGCCAGGUGACAGAGGUGCUCCACAUCACAGAAGAUGGAGAAGUGAUCACGUCAGGCAGUGAGGUGACGUCCUCAGGGGCCCAGCUUGCCAGAGGGAGCGCCCAAUAUGUGGUGCUGUCAGCAGGGGAGGCUGCGAAUGAGCUGCAGGACGCAGCUCAAAAAGCAGACGAAGCCUAUGCAGCUGCAGGAAAAGGUCACGUCCUGUCCGAGUCGUCCACUGCUCUGGAUGCCCUGCUCAGCGUUGUGAGCGAGAUGGGCCAACAGGAGAAAAUGCAGGAAGAAGCAUCAGCCGUUCACGAGGCCAUGUCGUCGGACACGGCCGAGCCGGCGCUAGGUGAAGCGCAGCCUGUGAUCAAGCAGGAGGAGGAGGUGCACAUCAUUAACCAGACGGGCCAGGAAGAGAUGCAGAAUCUGCUGCAGCUAGCAGCCUCGAGGAUGAUAAAAGAAGGUCUCACCCAGGUCAUUGUCAACGAUGAGGGCACCCACUACAUCGUUACGGAGCUGGACAACUGCACCCUACAGGUGGAGGGAGGUGUGUAUGAAGAGGCUGCAGCAGGCGAAACCGAAGAGCAGCAGGUCGAGGGCCGUCACGAUGACGCCCCGUAAUUGGAGAAGCACCAUUUUGUCUUGGCCAGCAAUUGAAAUUUAGUUUUUCAUCACCACCCCUCAACCUAUCAUUGACUAUACAACAAAGGAAUGAUGAUUUUUUUUGUAUAAUUGGGUGAAUUUAAAUGUUUUGCCACAACCCAUACAAAUCUUAAUGUCAUGCCACAUUUCUGAAAAUUGCUUUUGCAUUUAUUAUCACAUAUUGUAUUUGGUCAUCAGUGGGGUGUCCAUAUGUAAUCUGCUUGUUAGUGUUGCAGUGUAUUGUUGUUUCCCUCCAUUAUCCUUUUGUAUAACAUAACGUCAAGCCUUUGUCUUUUUUUUUCUCUUCUCCUUUUUAUACUUAUUAGCAUACAAUUAGCGACGAACCACUGUUUUGCAUAGUUAAAACCUUAUUGUUGGUUUAUGCAUUGCUGAGGCUCUAUGCUGGCUACAUUAUGUAGAUGGUUGGAAGGCCGCUGCUUAUUUGUGAGCUCUCUGUGUUCUAAAUUCAUUUUAAUUUCUAACAAUAAACAUUCGAGCCACUUUGAACAA